UUAUAUAUAUUCACAUUCAUUCGGCAUUUUCUCUCUUUUUACCUUGGUUUCUCCCGUCACCUUUCUCGGACUAGGAAUCUCAAGUCUCUCUCUCUCUCUCUAAGUGGGAGAACGCAGGGUAUGGGAAAUAUGGAGGAGAUAACCAACGUAAUGGAAUUCGAAAAGCUCGCAAAGGAGAAGUUACCGAAGAUGGUUUACGAUUACAAUGCGUCUGGGGCCGAGGAUCAAUGGACUCUUGCUGAGAAUCGGAAUGCGUUUUCCAGGAUUCUAUUUAGGCCUCGAAUCCUGGUUGAUGUGAGCGAGAUCGACGUGAGCGCAACAGUUCUUGGGUUCAAGAUUUCUAUGCCCAUCAUGAUCGCCCCAACAGCAAUGCAGAAAAUGGUCCACCCGGAUGGUGAGAUCGCCACCGCAAGAGCAGCUUCAGCUGCCGGGACAAUUAUGACACUAUCUUCAUGGGGUACUUGUAGUGUCGAGGAGGUUUCUUCAACAGGACCCGGCAUUCGCUUUUUCCAACUCUAUGUCUACAAGGACAGAAACGUGGUCAUACAACUCGUUAGACGAGCUGAAAGGGCUGGAUUCAAAGCGAUUGCUCUUACCGUGGAUACCCCGAAGCUUGGCCGUAGGGAAUCAGAUAUCAAAAACAGAUUUGCUCUGCCACCACAUCUGUCAUUGAAGAACUUCGAAGGUUUGGAUCUCGGAAAAAUAGAUAGGACCAGUGACUCUGGGCUAGCUUCAUACGUUGCUGGCCAAGUUGAUCGGUCUCUUUGCUGGAAGGACGUCAAGUGGCUCCAGACUAUAACCAGCUUGCCAAUUCUUGUUAAGGGUGUUCUUACAGCCGAGGAUGCAAGAAUGGCCGUUCAAAGCGGGGUUGCAGGGAUCAUAGUGUCCAACCAUGGAGCUCGCCAGCUUGAUUACGUCCCUGCAACUAUUAUGGCCCUCGAGGAGGUGGUUAAGGCCGUGGAAGGUCGGCUUCCUGUUUUUCUUGAUGGAGGUGUUCGGCGUGGGACAGAUGUCUUUAAGGCAUUGGCUCUUGGUGCCUCGGGUGUAUUCGUUGGGAGGCCGACAGUGUUCUCGUUGGCGGUGGGAGGAGAGGAAGGAGUGAGGAAAAUGCUUCAGAUGCUCGGUGACGAGUUCGAGCUGACGAUGGCACUCAGUGGCUGCCGUUCCCUGGACGAGAUAACUCGUAACCACAUCAAGACCGACUGGGACUAUCCUCUCGUCCAUGCCAAGUUGUAAAACCCUCGACUCUUUUGUACGUGUCGUCCCGAGAACUCAAAAAUAUGGGAACGAUCAAAUAAAGGAAUGAAUGGAUUUUCGUGGACAAGCAAAUCUCUGUAAAUUACCUCUCCGUUUGAUUGAUUUUAGCCGGAUGCC
Molecule: messenger RNA, 1374 nt
Organism: Tarenaya hassleriana
Lineage: Eukaryota; Viridiplantae; Streptophyta; Magnoliopsida; Brassicales; Cleomaceae
Product: peroxisomal (S)-2-hydroxy-acid oxidase GLO5
Exons: 12
Coding region: 121-1236 (371 amino acids)
Cellular component (GO): peroxisome
Molecular function (GO): oxidoreductase activity; FMN binding
Source: RefSeq, a predicted model, not a curated record